Messenger RNA from Colossoma macropomum (tambaqui), 3610 nucleotides. Its product is annotated as kelch-like protein 33. Gene Ontology annotation, molecular function: protein binding. The record is from RefSeq and is a predicted model, not a curated record. The transcript has 4 exons. NCBI's taxonomy places the organism in Eukaryota, Metazoa, Chordata, Actinopteri, Characiformes, Serrasalmidae. Bases 31 to 2436 code for a protein of 801 amino acids.
UUCAUCUGUGUGCAGAGACUGUCAACAAGCAUGGAGUUCACAAGGCGAUACCUGCCCAUGGAAUGGGAGGAGAGGUGGAGAAGAGAGAAAGAACGAAGAAAGAAGGUGAUGGAGGAAGGAGGGGAGAAGUUUGAGGAGGAGAAUAGGAGGUUGAAGUGGAUCAAGGCUUACAAUGACAGCAGAAUGGGGAUGAAAGAAAAGAAAGAGAUGGAGAACAUGAGGAAUGGGAGAACGAAAGGGGACGAAGAGAUGCUUGGGCGGAAUGAGCAACAGGAAACACAGACAUACAACAGAGAUACAUACCCAACUGAGGUCUUCCAAGCCCUGGAGGAACUGAGGCAGUGGUUCGUCCUCACCGACCUGACCCUGGGUGUUGAGAACGGGCUCAGCUUCCAGGCUCACUCUCUGGUCCUGGCUGCAGUGAGCACCGUCAUCCAGAAGAUGCUCCAAGAAAGAAAUGAAGAGAUGAAGUUUCUACGUUUUGGUCCAGAGGUGUCUGGGUUGGGACUGUCUGCAGUGCUGGAGUUUGCCUACACUGGAACCAUCGCAGGUCUGAACAGAGAAUCUUUGGCUCAGAUUCAGACGGCCGCUCUCUGUCUGGGGGUCCCCAGGGUUCUGGAGCUCUGCAAAGAUGAGGAGGAGAAGAAGAAGAGAGAGAGUGAUGGAAGCAAGAAGGUGGAAAAGAUAAAGAAGAUCUCUGCUGAAGAACAGAUGGAGGCCAGUCUACGGUCCAUCAGACAGCUCUGGGAGGAGGGAGUUGGCUGUGAUGUGGAGCUGGAGGCUGAAGGAAAAGUGUACCAUGUGCAUAAGGUCCUCCUGGCUGCGAGCAGCGACUACUUCCGUGCCAUGUUCAGCAGUGGCAUGAGGGAGAGCCAGCAGGCCUCAGUCACCCUGCUUUUGAUAGGGGCUCGUGAGUUGGAAGCCCUUCUUCACUGUAGCUACAGAGGGGAUGUGGUUCUCAACUGGGACUGCAUUUUUGAGCUCACUUGCAGCGCACUUCAGUUCCAGUUCCAACCUGCACUCUCGCUCUGCCUCAACUUCCUGGAGCAGCACAUCGAUGUCCACAGCUGCCUGGACGUAGUUGCUUUUGCCGAAGCUUACAUGAUAAGCGACUUGCUCGAGAUAGCCGAAGACUUUGUCCUUGUACACUUCCAGGAGGUUGCGGCCACUCCCAAGUUCCAGGACCUGCCAGCUGAGAAGCUGCUGGACUUCCUAAGACGAGACAGCUUGUGCGCUCCAUCUGAGCUGGCCGUCUUCAGGGCUGUGGUGACGUGGAUCGAGGCCGAGCCGGACGAGAGGUUGCCUCAAGCGCAUGACCUGAUGGCAGGAGUGCGCUUCCCGCUUAUGACCUUCCGCGAGUUCCGCGAGGUCCGAGCCAUCAACCUGCAGAUGGAAUGCAAUAGUGACAGUGAUGUAGAGCUGUAUGAGUCGGCGCUGACAGAGUUCGGAUUUGGAGGGUCCUGUUCCAAGGUGCGGGAUCGUGUACGCCACCCCAAAGAUGCCCUUGUUCUCGUUGGCGGUGACCAGCUAGACAAUGGCCUGCGGCUCCCAAGCAGGCAGCUGUGGUUCGCAAACUCCAUGCGCAGUGGCGUAGGGCUGGUGAAGGAGAUUGAGUGGAGGAUUCUGGGGGAAAUACCAGAGCAAGCCAGGUUCAGGCAUGGAGUGAGCGUCCUCAAUGGGAAGCUCUACGUGGCAGGAGGCUGCCACUACUAUGCCAAAGCGGACACAAUGAAAUCUGCUUACAGGUAUGAUCCUUUAAAAAACUCUUGGGAGAGACUGCCGGACAUGCAGGAGAAGAGGAGUAACUUUAUAAUGGUGGUGAGAGGAGACAGCCUAUACGCUAUUGGAGGAGACCGAGACAUCAACACCAAUCUGGACAGCGUGGAAAAGUACUCACCAGACACAGACACCUGGAGCUUCACGCACCCACUGGAUCAGCCCCUGAGUGGCCACGCAGCUGUCGUCUGGGACGGUGAGAUUUUCAUCUCGGGAGGUUUUAACUGCAAGUACCAGUGCCUGGUCUCCAUGUUGCUCUACCACCCAGAACAAGGCACCACUUACCUGGCUGACAUGGCCCACGACCGGGCCCUGCACUGCAUGGAGAACCUGGCCAACCGGUUCUAUGUGGCUGGAGGGGUGUGCAACCUGCGGAAGUUCUACACCGACCAGCUGCUCUGUGAAAGCUAUGAUCCUAUAACUGACUCCUGGACCAUGUUUACUCCUCUGCCCCUCUCCCAUGUGGGAGCAGCCUCUGCCGUCCUGGAGGAGAAGGUGUACAUUCUGGGUGGUUACUGCCAGGAAGAUUACAGUGAGGCCAGGCUGGUGCAUCGCUAUGACCCCGUCACUCAACGAUGGGAGAACAUGGGCAAGCUGGCAGGCCCUGUCACAGAUAUACGGGCCUGCUUGCUCCGCUUGCCUGCAUGUUUGAGAAAGUGAGAGGGGCAGAAAGCUCUGUUGAAAAUGCUGUUAAGGUAACGCUUAAGUUAAGAUACUUCUGGUACAAUCGCAGAUUAAAGUAACUGAAAGUUACAAAAAGCUCAAACAGAUUUUUCAAAUUUUCUGCAUAAUUCAGUAAUUUGGUAUGAAAUAGUUUGCUGUAGAGAAACUUAGGGACUCAGAUUUCUUUACAGUGGUGGUGAUAGGAACCAGGGGUCACAACAUCUUCAACACAAAUAAAGACAUUUUACAAGUGUCUUCUGAGCGCUAAUAUCUAAUAUUGAUGGUAAAAUAGUGGAAAUCUAUAAAAAAAUGUUUUUCUGCCUUAGAACACCCUGCAUUUCAGGCCAAAAGCUUCUCAAAACUAUCGUAAAACAAUGUCUGAGACGUCAUGCAGAACCAUUUCAUGUAAAAACUUUCUGUGAGGGAGAUUUUAGAGCCCUGAAACUCCUCAGACGUCCAGUUUCUAUCACUACCACUGUAAAGAGGUUCUCUAGACCCAAGCAUUUCACUCUGAAUGACUUACAUCUUCACUGUCUAAUAUGCAGAGGUGCUGAAAAAUCAGUGGAAUUUAAGGCACUGUGAGACGCACAUUAUCUUGAUAUUUAUUAUUUUUUUACAUGUUUACAUACAUCAAUUGAGUUCUCUUUGAAUGUGCUUUCAAUCAUUCGAUUCAUCCCCUCGGGGAAGGGGUCCCACGCUACAAAAUGUUCCUCCACACAUUUUGUGCAUUUACAUAUUUCCACCAGAGAGGUCUCCAAAUCCCCAAAACGUACAUAGUGCAGCUUGGAGCACAUGGAGCACCCUCACUGUGGAUCCCUCUUGAAGGGAAAAAAGUUCAAAUAUGCUUCCUCUUUACCUCAAAAUCAGGAACAGUGGGAAAACUGAAUGACAAAAAAACAGCAGGGUGUUGUAGUUGUUAAACUGAGAUGAUAUUUCAUGUUUUUUCUUUUCGGAUAACAACACAUUUGAUUUUGUUUGCUUUGUGUUAUAUGCUUUUGUUCAAUGUUUCUAUGCUGCUAAGAAACCAGUCUGAAUAAGUCAGUCUAAACUCCAUUUUAAAGUUUCUCUUAUUAUACUUUUAUUAUGUUGAAUGGUGAUCUAAUAAAAUGGAAACAUUAAUAUGCCAUCAUUAAAAAGAUCUAUUAUAAUACCACCAGAAUGUCUAUGAGAA